Gamsiella multidivaricata is the source of this 1422-nucleotide messenger RNA. RefSeq lists its product as uncharacterized. The coding region runs from base 46 to 1320 and encodes 424 amino acids. The record is from RefSeq and is a predicted model, not a curated record. The transcript is spliced from 3 exons. Lineage: Eukaryota; Fungi; Mortierellomycota; Mortierellomycetes; Mortierellales; Mortierellaceae.
AAAAAAAAAAAAAAAAAAAAAUCCCGCACUUGCAAACGACUCAGCAUGUCCUCUUUUACACUGGAGACCACCCUUGAUACCAAGACACCUGAUGUCAUCGAGUUCUUGGGGCCACCUAGCGCGGCUAUACAACAUCAGAUCUCAGGUACUCUUCGCCUACGUGUUCAAAAGGCCGUUCAAUUGAAGCAGCUCUCCGUUGUGUUUCAUGGAGAAGCCCAUUUCUCAUACACCACAUCCGUGGUUGGAGUUGCCGUGCAAAGCGAUGGGGUCAAUAUUGCUCACAUCGAAGUUCAACUCAUCAAGUCAACUACUCAAUAUCAGCCAGGAGAAUACACAUUCCCUUUUCAGCUCAGUCUUCCUGGUGAUUUGGUUACAACUGCUUCCUCGAGCUUGAAGUCCAGCAUUCUCACGUGGACAUAUGAACUCAUCAGCACUGCAAUGCCCACAGGGUUGUUCGCCAGACGCAGAGUCGCUCACCAGCCUCUGGCACUCAAGAGAGUCAACGUGCAGCCAUCAGAUACAUCGAGCGUACGGUAUGGUGUGAAGCGGCCAGAUGAAUUCGAGUGCUCUAUGUACGCGCCAAAGUUCAUCGGCGCCCAGGAGACAAAGAUCCACCUCAGUGUAUAUUCACACCCCUAUAAGCACACUUAUCGAGUCAAAGAGAUUCUCGCACAAGCAAUCCAGAUGGAGAAGGUUUGCUUUGACUCGAGGCAACUUGAAAAGUCGAUACGGAGAAUCAAGGAAUCUUUACCCUCUGGGAUAAAUCCUGACCCGAUUGCGAUCAAGACGGCUGGCAUCACCGAUGAGGAUGAUCGCCCUUCCUUCGUCAAGACUGACAAUGCCAAGGCCCUCAGCAAGACCAUCACUCUUGCGAACCCAGAUCAGGAAGAGUUUUCAGCCGCGUGGGGCCGGGAGCAUCCCAUUGAGUUCGAAUUGGAUAUAGACCCUGGCGAAAUGGUUCCGGACGAGACACUAGACUGGAUAAAGAUCGCGCACGGUGUUCGCUUCACCAUUGUUUUUGUGGAUCCAAAUGUCCGCAACCUGGUUGUGAUGGCACCAUUCCAGGUCAGCAAUGUUCUUGAAGAGGGUUGGUCUACUCAUCCUGCGCCCGAGGGCUUGACGCCUCCGGACUAUGGCGUGGAUGAUGGCCACUCGACCCUGUUGGAUUCUAACACGACUCGAAUGAGCCGCCAGCAGCUGCAUCGUGAGCUAUAUCCAGAGAGAGAGCUGAUCGUGCCAGAUCUGGCGGACGACUUGCCGCCGGUGUACGAGCACGAGGAAGAAUCACCUGUACCGUACACUGAAAAGCAAGAGCCAUAGUUCUCCACGCGAUUUCUCUCUAGUCAUAUCUAUCCUUUCUAUGCCGUAUACCUCCUCCUCAGAACUGUAGCAUAAUAAAUUGAGCACGAGCUGUCUUUAAAC